CACUGGCUGUCUGUGAGGAUAGCAGGGUGAGGCAAGGUGACAGCAAGACACUCGCCCCUGGACUUUGGGAUCAUUAGAGUCCGGAUUGCUUUAUAAGCUGCAGAACCUCACAAGCAGUGCCAAGUGGAUUUGUAGAUACAACAACAAACUCAGAUAUAAGAGCCAUGAAGGUCCUUGUUGUGCUCGUCCUUGCCGUUUUCACUGGCUGCAAUGCCAACAUCUUCUUUGCUGAUGCACCCAAGCCCCAGAUGGAGUUGCUGACUGAGGCCUUCUGGGACUAUGUCGCCAAGGCAACAGAGACAGCUGAUGACACCCUCCAGAUGAUCAAGAAAUCACCGUUUGGCCAGGGUGUCAAUGCCCGUCUGGAUCAAACUAAAUAUGUGGCCGCCCAUUCUGCGCUCACCAUGCACGAGCAGCUUCGCCCUGCAACUAAGGACAUGAUCCACAAAGUAAUCACAGAGGCCGAAGAGCUGAAGGGGCGUGUGGAAAGGGAGCUAGCCGCUGCCCAGGAAGUCCUGAAGCCCUACACCGACAACAUGAAGGUCCAGAUCCAGCAGAGAGUGGAGCAGCUCAAACAGGAGCUGGCCCCUUAUGCUGAGUCCCUUGACACAGAGGCCAUGAGAGCCACCCUGGAGCAGAAGAGCGAGGAGCUGAAGCAGAGUGUGAAGGACCUGCAGGCUCAGCUCGGGCCCUACACCGAUGACCUGAAGCUGAAGGUUCAAGAAAUGGCCCCACCCAAGCCACAGAUAGAAUUGCUGAAUGAGGCCUUCUGGGACUAUGUCGCCAAGGCAAAAGAGACAGCUGAUGACACCCUCCAGAUGAUCAGCAAAUCACCGUUUGUCCAGGGUGUCAAUGCCCGUCUGGGAGACGGGUUAAAGGCGGCCUUCUAUUUUGCCUUUGAAGUGCAAGACCAGGCCUUCAAUUUUUCCGAAGCCGUGCACGACCAGCUUCCCCCUGCAGCUAAGGACAUGAUCCAAAAAGUCAGCAGAGAGACCUGGCGUGUGGAAACGGAGCUGGCAGCUGCCCUGAAGCAAUACACCGACAACAUCCAAUGGCCGCCCUAUACGUUGAGGAUCUGAGAGUAAAGCUGGACCCCUACGCCCAGGACCUCCGGGCCCGCCUCACCUCCCUCUACGAGGCCUAGCCCAAUCCAAAUAAAUCAACCUCCCCCUCACCUUAAAGGGAAAGUAACUGCAUCAACAGAAACACAAUAAUCUGACCCCGGGACACAAAAUGAACAAAACGACAACACAAGCUAACCAGUUAUAAAUGUUUUAAGAAAAUAAUGACUUGGGGGUUAAUGACUGUGUUAGUAAAUUAAUGAAAAGGGAACAUACCUUAGUAGAUUCUGAAAAUCAGAAAAACAGAUGUUUUUUCUGCAUUGUGAAAUCAGACUGGGGAAAGUGGACAUGAAAAACUAAAAAGACAAAUUGAAGCAGCAAACACAUUAUGAGCUGCACUGAAGCUCAUGAGUUUACUGUGCAUCACCUAUAAUCACUCGUGAAAGCAAGACAGGUGAAAACAUUUGGUAACUAAAGUGUACUGAAGAAAUGUUGUGUAAUAUGCAUUCUUAAGUAAGAAACUAAUUAUUGUAUAUAUA
Molecule: messenger RNA, 1600 nt
Organism: Trematomus bernacchii (emerald rockcod)
Lineage: Eukaryota; Metazoa; Chordata; Actinopteri; Perciformes; Nototheniidae
Product: apolipoprotein A-I-like
Exons: 5
Coding region: 165-1079 (304 amino acids)
Biological process (GO): lipoprotein metabolic process; triglyceride homeostasis; reverse cholesterol transport
Cellular component (GO): high-density lipoprotein particle; chylomicron; blood microparticle
Molecular function (GO): phosphatidylcholine-sterol O-acyltransferase activator activity; phospholipid binding; cholesterol binding
Source: RefSeq, a predicted model, not a curated record